Molecule: messenger RNA, 2029 nt
Organism: Acanthoscelides obtectus
Lineage: Eukaryota; Metazoa; Arthropoda; Insecta; Coleoptera; Chrysomelidae
Source: the annotation of a GenBank genome assembly
GGAAUUUUUAUCGUGAUGACGUGCACGCCACUUUGUUUGGCGUUGACUAUAUUGUCAUGAUUAAAUCACCGUCCCCGUGAAGUAAAUAAGGUCAAGAGAGCCAAAGUUUGGAAUCUUAAUCUGCUCGACAAAAAUCGUACCUCGCUAUUUUUGGAAAAAUAUCGUGCGAAAAAGUUAAUCGGACGACCGUCUGCCCACGAAUCGUCUGGCGUCCCGAUACGAUGCGAAAGAAGAAAAAAGAAAAGGCCGUCAAGAAGUCAAGAGAGCCAAAUCUGGCAAAUGUGGUGGCCGGCACCACUUGGUAGGUGGGAGCUGGUAUAAGAACGUCCGGCCGUCGACUAUACGACGAGUUCCAGAUAAAGAAACCUUCGCUGCUUCACUCACUACGGGCGUUUUCGUCGUUACAUUUUGCGCGAACUUAAGAACAUUUUUAGCAACAGAUAAACAUGAGGGAAAUCGUGCAUAUCCAAGCCGGUCAAUGUGGAAACCAAAUUGGUGCCAAGUUUUGGGAAAUAAUCUCCGACGAGCACGGCAUCGACCCCACCGGAAGCUACCAGGGAGAUUCUGAACUGCAGUUGGAAAGGAUCAACGUUUACUACAAUGAAGCCGCAGGACACAAAUACGUGCCGCGUGCCAUCUUGGUCGACUUGGAGCCUGGUACCAUGGACUCUGUUAGAUCCGGCCCAUACGGACAGCUCUUCAGACCAGACAACUUCGUAUUCGGACAGUCCGGCGCCGGAAACAACUGGGCCAAAGGUCAUUACACAGAAGGCGCAGAGUUGGUAGACUCAGUAUUGGAUGUAGUCAGGAAAGAAGCUGAAUCAUGCGAUUGCCUGCAAGGAUUCCAAUUGACACAUUCCCUUGGAGGUGGUACCGGCUCCGGUAUGGGCACACUCCUCAUUUCGAAGAUCAGGGAAGAAUACCCAGACAGGAUAAUGAACACAUAUUCAGUAGUGCCAUCACCUAAAGUAUCAGACACAGUUGUAGAACCAUACAAUGCCACCUUGUCUGUACACCAACUUGUAGAAAACACCGACGAGACUUACUGUAUCGAUAACGAAGCUCUCUACGACAUCUGCUUCAGGACGUUGAAACUCACCACCCCAACAUACGGAGACUUGAACCACUUGGUUUCGCUCACAAUGUCCGGAGUGACCACCUGCCUCAGGUUCCCUGGUCAGUUGAAUGCUGAUCUCAGAAAACUCGCUGUCAACAUGGUACCGUUCCCGCGUCUCCACUUCUUCAUGCCCGGAUUCGCACCACUGAUCUCUCGCGGAAGCAGGGAGUACCGCGCUCUCACAGUCCCUGAGCUCACCCAGCAGAUGUUCGACGCCAAGAACAUGAUGGCUGCUUGCGAUCCCAGGCACGGAAGGUAUCUGACAGUUGCCGCCGUCUUCAGAGGCAGGAUGUCCAUGAAGGAAGUCGACGAACAGAUGUUGAACAUCCAGAACAAGAACAGCAGCUACUUCGUAGAAUGGAUCCCCAACAACGUGAAGACAGCUGUGUGUGACAUCCCGCCAAGAGGUUGCAAGAUGGCCGCCACCUUUAUCGGAAACUCCACCGCCAUUCAGGAGCUGUUCAAACGUAUCUCCGACCAGUUCACAGCUAUGUUCAGGAGAAAGGCUUUCUUGCAUUGGUACACCGGAGAAGGUAUGGACGAGAUGGAAUUCACCGAAGCAGAGUCCAACAUGAACGAUUUGGUUUCUGAGUACCAGCAGUACCAAGAGGCCUCAGCCGACGAGGACGCUGAGUUUGACGGGGAUCAUGAUCACGAAGCCGAAGUCGAUGAAAACUAAGACCUAAAAAAGCUCCACAUUCCGGAACGAAGAAAAAAUAAUGCUUUUGCCACAGAGACUGAUCACUUUUUAUAAGUUAUUGAAUGACUGUAAUACAUUUAUAUCUGUUUUCGCUUUGAGUAUAUUUUGUCAGUUUAAAUUAUUAUUGAGAGUUUUUGAACGUUUUUGUAAUUUUAUACGUAUAGAAUUUUUCAUUGAAUCUUUUAAUGAUUAAAAUUUCUGUGAUUUACAUA